AUGGAGGAUAAUUACUCAUGUGAAAAACAUGGCAGGAAGGAUUUGAAAUAUCAACAUUGGAGAUGGCAGCCUCAUAAUUGUGACAUUCCUAUGUUUAAUGGGACAGCAUUGUUGGAGAAAUUAAGGGGGAAGAAGCUUAUAUUUGUUGGCGAUUCGAUGAAUCGAAACCAAUUGGUCUCGUUUCUUUGCCUAAUUGAUCCAUUUCUUCCUAAGUCAUCAAACAAGAAAUUGAUCUUGAAAGGGAAUUUGUACUAUUUUCACGACACCGAAUACAACACGACAAUUGGGCUGUAUUGGUCGCCAUAUCUCGUCGAAUCGAAUGCUGAUCUUGUGUUAACCUAUCGGGCGAAAGGCCGUGCUGUACGAAUUGACUCGAUUGAAAACCAUGCACGACACUGGAAUGAUGCCGAUUUUCUCGUUUUCGACACUUAUGUGUGGUGGUCCAAUCCUAUGAUGACACUUAUGUAA
Molecule: messenger RNA, 468 nt
Organism: Erythranthe guttata (spotted monkey flower)
Lineage: Eukaryota; Viridiplantae; Streptophyta; Magnoliopsida; Lamiales; Phrymaceae
Product: protein trichome birefringence-like 34
Cellular component (GO): Golgi apparatus
Molecular function (GO): O-acetyltransferase activity
Source: RefSeq, a predicted model, not a curated record